CCACCACGCUCGGGCCCCCCUACUUUUACAGGCAUAAAUAUAAAAAUAUAUUAACAGAAUUGUAAAUACUUAUAUUCAUACUUAAAACUAAUUCCAUUUUAGGGUCUGCCGUGCAGCGUAAGCGGUUUGCUGUAUCGCAGCCCUACGAAAGGCGUACAGCAAUCCCAGAUUCCCCCAGCGCAACGGUAUCCAACCAUGCUACUGCGGUUCCAAGUAAAUUUUUUUAUAUUUUAAUAAAUUUCAAUUCUUACCAUUAUUUUUUUGCGAGGUUGUUAAAAAAAACACUUAUUUCAGGUGAACCAGUUUCUCUGGCUUCGUUGCAAAAGGAGCUGAGAGAAAUGCGGAGCGAUAUCCGUGAAUCACUGGGGGAAAUAAAGACCACCUCACGGGACCUAGAAAGUAAGGUGGAAAGAAAUUUCAAGGACUUCGAAAAGAAGAUGCCAGAAAGAGCGGAAAGUCAGGUCCAGGGGCAGCUGAUGAGGGAGGUGAAAGUGGUGAUGACAAGAGUUCACCAGAGUAUUGCGCGCAUCACGGGAGAUGCUCUGAGUCCUGAGUAUAUCAAGAUUCAGAGUAUGCUCCCAAUAACAUCGCAGGAUGCGAUUAAUACUCUGGAGGAGCUCUUAAAUACCAAGUCAUUCUCCGAAGCAAUGCUAAAUAUUUUGCUGAAGCUGAGGGGUGCUAAAGGAUGCAUCAAAGGGGUGAUGAAGCGCGUUUACUCCGACGCCUUGAUGUUCCAUUACAAUUUUGAGGGGAAAGCCAACAAAUCGGCGCUUUUGGGCCUCAAAAGUCUGGAACUCAUUUUCGCACCCCGAAAAGCGAAGUCAUCGCUGAAAUUCGGAAAGCGGUUUUAAUGAGCCACAACCGACAUAAGCAAGUAGUUAGGAAACAAAAACCAAAAAUUAAUAUUCAAAAUAACAACUAAAACUAAAAUAUUUCUAAACCUAAUUUUAUAAUGUCAAAUUACUUUGAUUCAUGUUCAUU
Molecule: messenger RNA, 981 nt
Organism: Anastrepha obliqua
Lineage: Eukaryota; Metazoa; Arthropoda; Insecta; Diptera; Tephritidae
Exons: 4
Coding region: 339-851 (170 amino acids)
Source: RefSeq, a predicted model, not a curated record